Messenger RNA from Empidonax traillii (willow flycatcher), 426 nucleotides. RefSeq names its product PDZ binding kinase (gene PBK). Gene Ontology annotation, biological process: protein phosphorylation. The transcript has 3 exons. The record is from RefSeq and is a predicted model, not a curated record. Gene Ontology annotation, molecular function: protein kinase activity; ATP binding. The annotation marks the transcript as partial. NCBI's taxonomy places the organism in Eukaryota, Metazoa, Chordata, Aves, Passeriformes, Tyrannidae.
UGCGACGUGGGGGUGUCCCUGCCCCUGGACGAGAACAUGACAGUGAGCGACCCCCGGCUGUGCUACGUGGGCACCGAGCCCUGGAAGCCCAAGGAGGCGCUGGAGGAGGGCGGCGUCAUCACGGACAAGGCCGACAUCUUCGCCUUCGGGCUGACGCUGUGGGAGAUGAUGACCCUGAGCAUCCCCCACCUGGACCUGGGCCCCGACACCGGGGAUGAAGAGGAUUCCCUGGCCGAGGAUCUGUUCGACGAGGACGCUUUUUACGCCGCCCUGGGGACGCGCCCGGCCCUGAACCUGGAGGAGCUGGAGCCGUCCCACCAGCCCCUCAUCGACCUGUUCUCCGUCUGCACCGCCCAGGAUCCCAAAAAACGGCCCUCGGCCGCGCGCAUCCUGCAGGUGCUCGAGGGGAUGGAGCCCCCGCUCUGA